GAAGAAAAGAGCAUCGGAAUGCGGGGACUUUGGAUUUCUCUCCGACGCAACCACAGUAAAAGAUUCCGCAAGCAGGGUCUCCACAUUUGUGGUUAGGGUCAGGGAUUUUGACAGUCGGAUCGGAGGCCCGUCUUCUUUCUUCAUCCCCCUCGAUCUCUCCUCCUCGACAACACACAUCACCGCAAUUCAUCUUUGAUUGCGGCGGUCACGCGAUCUUCCUGUUUUGUUGAUUCGCAGGCGUCGUCAGGGUUGUAUUCAAGUUCGAUUUGGAAUAGUUGUAGACUGAACUUGGGACUGCUUGCUGGGAGGCGGGAUGUCGGGGUUGUUCCACGUUGGUGGGAAAGUGGUCGAGAGUGUUGAUUUACUGAGGAAGAGGCACGGGCUGUGGCGCUUUGAUGCCUGGCCUUUUGGCCUAAUUUAUGCAGCUUGGUUAGUUGCAAUACUGCCCAACUUGGACUCCUUGGAUGCUGCUAUUGUUCUUGGUGGCCUUGCAGCUCUUCAUAUGCUGGUUUUCCUUUUUACUGUUUGGUCCGUGAAUUUCAGAUGUUUUGUCCAAUAUUCGAAGGUUACUGACAUUCACCAUGCAGAUGCAUGCAAAAUAACUCCAGCUAAAUUUUGUGGUUCUAAGGAAGUUGUGCCACUUCAUUCUCGGAAGCUGGCAGGUUCUUCUUUGGCGGAGGAAGAAAUUUAUUUUGAUUUCAGAAAGCAACGGUUCAUCUAUUCAAAGGAGAAGGAGACCUUUUCCAAACUUCCUUACCCUUCUAAGGAACCAAUUGGCUACUAUCUUAAAACUACUGGCCACGGUUCUGAAGCAAAAGUUACUGCUGCUACCGAGAAAUGGGGACGCAAUGCAUUUGAUUAUCCUCAACCUACGUUUCAGAAAUUGAUGAAGGAGCACUGCAUGGAGCCCUUCUUUGUAUUUCAGGUCUUCUGUGUGGGCCUCUGGUGUUUGGAUGAAUAUUGGUACUACAGUUUGUUCACUCUAUUUAUGCUGUUUAUGUUUGAGUCAACAAUGGCAAAAAGUCGGUUGAAGACUCUAACUGAGCUUAGACGUGUACGAGUCGAUUCUCAGACUCUAAUGGUGCAUCGUUGUGGGAAGUGGGUGAAACUCUCUGGGACAGAUCUUCUGCCUGGAGAUGUUGUGUCCAUUGGGCGCUCUACUGGUGAGAAUGGGGAAGAUAAAUCUGUACCUGCGGAUAUGCUUAUAUUAGCUGGGAGUGCUAUAGUAAAUGAAGCCAUUCUCACAGGCGAGUCCACCCCACAAUGGAAGGUUUCAGUCAUGGGUAUGGGACCUGAGGAGAAGUUAUCAAUUAGGCGAGACAAAAACCAUGUUCUUUUUGGUGGGACAAAGAUAUUGCAGCAUACACCAGAUAAAACAUUUCACAUGAAAACCCCUGAUGGUGGCUGCUUGGCUGUCAUUCUACGAACUGGAUUUGAAACAAGCCAAGGGAAGCUGAUGCGGACUAUUUUGUUUUCUACAGAGAGGGUAACUGCUAACAGCUGGGAAAGUGGGCUUUUCAUCAUGUUCUUAGUCGUGUUUGCAGUAAUAGCUGCUGGUUAUGUACUUAAAAAGGGACUGGAGGAUCCAACCAGGAGCAAAUACAAACUAUUCCUGAGUUGUUCACUGAUUAUUACUUCUGUGAUCCCACCUGAGCUGCCAAUGGAAUUGUCAAUUGCUGUUAAUACAUCCCUCAUUGCACUGGCACGGCGUGGGAUAUUCUGUACAGAACCCUUUCGAAUCCCGUUUGCUGGAAAGGUUGAUAUAUGUUGUUUUGACAAGACAGGAACACUGACGUCAGAUGAUAUGGAAUUUUCUGGAGUUGUUGGAUUGGCUGACAGUAUGGAUUUAGAAACAGAUAUGAGUAAAGUGCCUGCCCGCACAGUGGAAAUUCUUGCUUCUUGUCAUGCUUUGGUAUUUGUGGACAACAAGUUGGUUGGUGAUCCCCUUGAAAAGGCUGCACUUAAGGGAAUAGAGUGGAGCUAUAAAUCAGAUGAGAAGGCUGUGCCAAAAAAGGGAAGUGGCAAUGCUGUUCAGAUUGUGCAGAGACACCACUUUGCAUCUCACUUAAAACGAAUGGCAGUUGUUGUUCGUGUUCAGGAGCAAUUCAUUGCUUUUGUCAAGGGUGCACCAGAAACUAUUCAGGAGAGGCUCAUUGAUUUACCACCCUCAUAUGUCAAUACCUACAAGAAAUACACACGUCAAGGAUCUCGCGUUUUGGCCCUGGCUUUCAAGUUCCUUCCAGAAAUGACAGUUAGUGAAGCUAGAGGCUUGGAUAGAGAUGUUGUGGAGAGUGGACUCAUUUUUGCUGGUUUUGCGGUAUUUAACUGUCCAAUUAGAGGAGACUCAGCCACUGUGUUGUCAGAGCUAAAAGGAUCAUCACAUGACUUGGUUAUGAUCACUGGCGAUCAAGCUUUGACAGCCUGUCAUGUUGCUAGUCAAGUUCAUAUUAUUAGCAAACCAGCAUUGAUUCUUGGUCAGGCAAAGAAUGGUGGAGGAUAUGAGUGGGUUUCUCCAGAUGAGACUGAGAUUAUUACUUACAGCGAGAAAGAGGUUGAAGCUUUAUCCGAGGCUCAUGAUCUCUGUGUUGGGGGUGAUUGCAUUGAGAUGUUGCAGCAGACUUCUGCUGUCCUUAAAGUCAUUCCAUAUGUGAAGGUUUUUGCAAGGGUUGCUCCUGAGCAAAAAGAGCUCAUUAUGACCACCUUUAAAACAGUAGGAAGAAUAACACUGAUGUGUGGUGAUGGAACUAAUGAUGUUGGAGCUUUGAAGCAGGCACACGUAGGAGUCGCUCUGUUGAAUGCAAUGCCCCCAGCUCAAAGUGAAAAGAAAUUGGAUGCUUCUACUAAGAAAGAAACUACAUUGUCCCUAAAAUCAAAGAAACCUAAGUCCACAGUAUCUGGGAAGUCCAUUGAAAAUGGUGAAGGGCCUUCAAAGAACAAAUCUGUUUCAAAGUUGCAAUCUACCAGUAAUGCUGCCAGUAACCGCCGUCUGACACCUGCAGAGAUGCAAAGAGAGAAGCUGAAGAAGCUCAUGGAUGAGCUAAAUGAGGAGGGUGAUGGUCGAUCAGCUCCCAUAGUCAAACUUGGUGAUGCCUCAAUGGCUUCACCAUUUACAGCAAAACAUGCAUCAGUUGCCCCCACCACAGACAUAAUCCGUCAGGGUCGUAGUACCCUAGUGACUACACUCCAGAUGUUCAAGAUUCUUGGUCUUAAUUGCCUUGCAACUGCAUAUGUGCUGAGUGUCAUGUACCUGGAUGGUGUUAAAUUGGGUGAUGUUCAGGCUACAAUCAGUGGAAUAUUUACAGCUGCCUUCUUUCUGUUUAUCUCACAUGCUCGUCCACUUUCCGGCCUCUCAGCUGAAAGGCCCCAUCCCAAUGUAUUCUGUUCCUAUGUCUUCCUCUCUCUCCUAGGACAGUUUGCAAUCCACCUGUAUUUCUUGAUUUCAUCUGUGAAAGAAGCUGAGAAGUACAUGCCUGAUGAAUGUAUUGAACCCGAUUCAAACUUCCACCCAAACCUUGUGAAUACGGUUUCAUACAUAGUAGGCAUGAUGAUCCAGGUGGCCACUUUUGCUGUGAAUUACAUGGGCCAUCCUUUCAAUCAGAGCAUCACGGAAAACAAACCGUUUCUGUAUGCACUUUGGGCUGCAGUUGGCUUUUUUACAGUUAUCACCUCGGAUAUGUUCAGGGACUUGAAUGACUGGUUGAAAUUGUGGCCCAUGCCAAUCCCUCUGAGGAAUAAGCUCAUGGUUUGGGCCCUCCUGAUGUUCUCGGGCUGUUACCUGUGGGAGAGGCUACUGAGAUGGGCUUUCCCUGGUAGAGUUCCAGCUUGGAAGAGGCGGCAACAUGUGGCUGUGGCUAGCCAAGAGAAGAAACGUGUCUAAAUGAAUAGCUGGUACAGAGCGUAGCUAACUGUAUCAUCUUUUUUUGGGACCAAGGUAGUUGAUUGAAUAUUUUUGAAAGAGUUGGAACAGCUAUGCUAUAGGAGUGAUAGAUAAUUGAGGUUGAAAGAACACAACAUUGUUCUAUGGUUUUCUACUCUAGCAGCCGGAGUUCUGUUUUGGGAAUGUUCCCUGUUUUGAUUGGAGGGGGUGAUACUUAUUGUUGGCUGAAAGCCAUUGAAAGUUGCUUGCUGCUCAGGCGAGGUGCCUUAAAAAUGACCCCUGUUGAGUUUAUUGUAUCCGGCUGAUGCUUAGAUAAAUUUUAACUGAUCAUUUCCAUUUCCUUUCAGCUUAUUGAAUCUCUCUCUUUUCUGUCUCAA
This is a messenger RNA of Diospyros lotus (date-plum), 4254 nucleotides long. RefSeq names its product probable manganese-transporting ATPase PDR2. The transcript has 22 exons. The record is from RefSeq and is a predicted model, not a curated record. NCBI's taxonomy places the organism in Eukaryota, Viridiplantae, Streptophyta, Magnoliopsida, Ericales, Ebenaceae. Gene Ontology annotation, molecular function: P-type ion transporter activity; ATP binding; ATP hydrolysis activity. Gene Ontology annotation, biological process: intracellular calcium ion homeostasis. The coding region runs from base 314 to 3877 and encodes 1187 amino acids. Gene Ontology annotation, cellular component: endoplasmic reticulum membrane.